Suillus discolor is the source of this 1062-nucleotide messenger RNA. Its product is annotated as isoprenoid synthase domain-containing protein. The record is from RefSeq and is a predicted model, not a curated record. Bases 1 to 1062 code for a protein of 353 amino acids. The transcript has 4 exons. NCBI's taxonomy places the organism in Eukaryota, Fungi, Basidiomycota, Agaricomycetes, Boletales, Suillaceae.
AUGGUUCCUAUUGCAACCUCCACCAUCACUUCUUCCGGCUUUGAGCCUGCGGGGUUUUUUUUACCCGACCUCUUCAACGAUUGCUGCUAUCCCCUGCGCAUGAAUCCUCGCUCUCAUCGUGUCUCUCGCGCUUCUGAACAAUGGCUUUUCAACGAGGCGCAUGUUUCAGAGCCCGAAAUUGCCAAAUUGAGGGCCAUCCGCGCAUCUGACUUAAUUGCAUAUUCCUACCCCAAUGCAGAUGCUUCCCAUCUCAGAAUCCCCUUAGACUUCCUAUACUGGGCAUUCAAGUUAGAUGACUACCUCGAUGGCCAUGGUGUUGAUGAUGCGAGGGCAAUGCACCUUAUAGCCUGGGCAAUGCGUGAAUGUUGUAUUUCUGCAUUACGCGAUCCCAUUAACUUCCAGAUGGACAAUCCUGCUGGAAAGAUAUGCAAAUCGAUUUUCAGUCGCUUUAUAGAGACUGCCAGCCCCGGCUGCACCAAGCAGUUUAUCCACACAUUUGACUUGUUCUUCAUUGCUGCAUCUAAGGAAGCAGACAAUCAUGCAAAGGGACAUAACCACAACCUUGAAUCCUACACCACCCUGAGGUGGGACUUGUCUGGCUGUAAAUCUUUCUUUGUCUUCAUCAAAUAUGCAGCUCGAAUGGAUCUCCCAGACGAAGUAGUAUCGCACCCAAUGAUCAUGGCGAUGGAGGACGCCACCAAUGAUUUUAUUAGUUGGUCCAAUGAUAUUUGCUCUUACAAUAAAGAGCAAUCGGACUGUGACACAUAUUCCAAUCUAAUUGCUGUCCUCAUGCACGAGCGAGGCCUAGACUUGCAAGGCGCUGCCGACUACUCUGGUAAGCUGUGUAAGAGUGUCAUCCAGCGCUUUGAAGACAGCCAUGCUACCCUGCCCUCAUGGGGAGAAGAGGUCGAUAAGCAGGUAGCUAUCUACAUUCAAGGAUUACAGGACCUGAUGGUCGGUUCACUGCACUGGUACUUUGAUUCUGCUCGCUACUUUGGGAAGGAUGGGCAGACUGUGAAGCAAGACCGAUUCAUCAAGCUACUUCCCCAAAGGCCCUUGUAG